Molecule: messenger RNA, 7340 nt
Organism: Oncorhynchus kisutch (coho salmon)
Lineage: Eukaryota; Metazoa; Chordata; Actinopteri; Salmoniformes; Salmonidae
Gene: srgap3
Product: SLIT-ROBO Rho GTPase activating protein 3
Exons: 22
Coding region: 495-3791 (1098 amino acids)
Biological process (GO): signal transduction
Molecular function (GO): protein binding
Source: RefSeq, a predicted model, not a curated record
GACUCAAUUCAUCUUUCCCAGCAGCGCAAAUUUUCAGAGCGCACAGCUAAUCAUAGAAUAAUCGGUGUCUACUGCGCACACCGGAAUGAGUGAACGAUUUGCCUACACUCCCAUCAUUUUAUGUCCAUUAUUUUAUUGCUUUGAGUAGAAUGAUUUUGCUUUUCUCCGCUGCAGCUUUUGCUUUGGAUGGCAUUCUAUCUCAAGAAAGGACGAGCCCCUCUUCUCUCACAGAAGCAUAGCAUUUCUCUGCAAGAGAGACAUACAAGCCCUAUGCAGGUGAGCAUUAGGCCAGCUAACUAUAGAAUGUCGCUUUGCAUUUCUUUAUUUAGUGUCUAGUGUUACUUGGAAAGUUAGUAUUUUGGUUGUUGUUGCAUUGAGCAAAUCGGACACACAAAGAAUACGAAGAAAAACGCAGCAAGAGUCGAGAAUCAUAAGAGGACCUCUCGCGCAAGCCUCAACAUCUCACCGAGUCUCACCCUCAUACCUCAGGAAAAAUGUCAUCUCAAACUAGAGUCAAGAAGGACAAGGAGAUCAUAGGAGAAUAUGAAACUCAAGUCAAAGAGAUCCGUAACCAGCUGGUGGAGCAGUUCAAAUGCCUGGAGCAGCAGUCCGAGUCUCGUAUCCAGCUGCUGCAGGACCUGCAGGACUUCUUCCGCCGCAAGGCUGAGAUCCAGCUGGAGUACUCCCGCAGCCUGGAGAAACUGGCCGAGCGAUUCUCCAACAAGAUCCGCAGCUCCAGAGAACACCACCAGUUCAAGAAGGACCAGCACCUGCUGUCCAGUGUGAACUGCUGGUACCUGGUACUGAAUCAGACCAGGAGAGAGAGCAGGGACCACGCCACCCUCAAUGACAUCUAUACCAACAACGUUAUCGUCCGCCUCGCCCAGAUCAGCGAGGACGUAAUCCGCCUCUUCAAGAAGAGUAAGGACAUUGGGAUUCAGAUGCAUGAGGAGCUGGUGAAAGUGACAAACGAACUCUACACUGUGAUGAAGACCUACCACAUGUACCACACAGAGAGCAUCAGCGCUGAGAGCAAGCUGAAGGACGCUGAGAAGCAGGAGGAGAAGCAGUUCAGUAAGUCUGCUGACCUCAACGUCCACCUGCUGCGCCACGAGGACCGGCCCCAGAGACGCAGCUCCGUCAGGAAGAUCGAGAAGAUGAAAGAGAAGAGGCAAGCCAAGUACUCCGAAAACAAGCUGAAGUGCACUAAAGCCCGCAACGACUAUUUGUUGAACCUGGCAGCAACGAAUGCCGUUGUGGCGAAAUACUACAUCCACGAUGUCUCUGAUAUGAUUGAUUGCUGCGACCUGGGCUACCAUGCCAGCCUGGCACGUACCUUCAGGACCUACCUGUCAGCUGAGUACAACCUGGAGACUAGUCGCCACGAGGGCCUGGACAUCAUGGAGAACGCCGUGGACAACCUAGACUCCCGCAGCGACAAGCACAAGAUCAUGGACAUGCACAACCAGGUGUUCUGCCCUCCCAUGCGCUUCGAGUACCUGCCCCACAUGGGGGACGAGGUGUGUCAGGUGAGUGCCCAGCAGCCUGUGCAGACUGAGCUCCUGAUGCGCUACCACCAGCUGCAGUCCCGCCUGGCCACGCUCAAGAUCGAGAACGAGGAGGUGAGGAAGACACUGGACGCCACCAUGCAGACCAUGCAGGACAUGCUGACUGUGGAGGACUUUGAUGUGUCCGAUGCUUUCCAACAUAGCCGCUCCAAUGAGUCCAUGAAGUCUGUUGCCUCUGAGACCUACAUGAGCAAACUGAACGUGGCCAAGAGACGGGCGAACCAGCAGGAGACAGAGGUCUUCUACUUCACUAAAUUUAAGGAGUUCCUGAACGGCAGCAACCUCAUCAUUAAACUGCAGGCCAAGCAUGACCUCCUGAAGCAGACACUGGGAGAAGGAGAAAGGGCUGAAUGUGGGACUACGAGGCCCCCCACUCUACCCCCUAAACCACAGAAAAUGCGGAAGCCUAGGCCGCGCUCCAUCUAUAACCAUAAACUGUUUAACGGCAAUAUGGAGACCUUCAUCAAGGAUUCAGGUCAACCUAUUCCUCUUGUGGUUGAGAGCUGUAUUCGACACAUCAAUUUGUAUGGGCUCCAGCAGCAGGGCAUAUUCCGUGUGCCUGGAUCCCAGGUGGAGGUUAAUGAUAUUAAAAACUCAUUUGAGAGAGGCGAAGACCCAUUGAUUGAAGACCAGAAUGAACAUGACAUCAACUCAGUGGCAGGGGUCCUCAAGCUGUACUUCAGGGGCCUGGAGAACCCUCUGUUCCCCAAGGAACGCUUCCUGGAUCUCAUGUCUACUAUAAAGCUGGAGUCUGGAGCUGAGAGAGCGCAUCACGUCCAGCAGAUUGUUGUGACUCUUCCUCGCACCGUCAUCAUCGUUAUGAGAUACCUGUUCGCUUUCCUCAAUCAUCUAUCCCAGUACAGUGAUGAGAACAUGAUGGAUCCCUAUAACCUGGCCAUCUGCUUCGGCCCCACCCUGAUGCCCAUCCCCGAUGGACAGGACCCUGUAGCCAUCCAGGCGCAUGUCAAUGAGGUCAUCAAGACCAUCAUCAUCCACAACGAGGUCAUCUUUCCCAGCCACCGUGAGCUGGACGGGCCAGUCUAUGAGAAGUGCAUGACUGGAGGAGAGGAGUACUGUGACAGCCCCCACAGUGAGCCAGGCACAAUUGAUGAGGCUGACAACGGGACUGAGCCACACACCAGUGAUGACGAGGUGGAGCAGAUUGAGGCCAUCGCUAAGUUUGACUAUGUGGGGCGCACCCCCCGGGAGCUAUCCUUUAAGAAGGGAGCGUCACUACUGCUGUAUCACCGCGCCUCCGAGGACUGGUGGGAGGGGCGGCACAAUGGUGUGGACGGACUGAUCCCACACCAGUACAUUGUGGUGCAGGACCUGGAUGAUGCGUUCUCAGAUAAUCUCAGUCAGAAGGCGGACAGCGAGGCGAGCAGCGGACCACUGCUGGAUGACAAGGCCUCAUCCAAAAACGAUGUCCCAUCACCGUGUGAACACUCCCCCGACUGCAACUUUGGAGGAGUCAUGGGAAGGGUGAGGCUACGUUCUGACGGGGCCGCCAUCCCUCAGCGCCGCAGCGGAGAGACCCACAGCCCUCCCCGGGGAACAGACACACCCCCGCGGGCCGCAGCCUGUCCCAGUAGCCCCCACAAGAUGACAGUGAGCAGGAGUCGCAUGGAGAGCCCGGAGAAGAGGCGCCUGGGCACAUUUGGCAGUGCGGGCAGCAUCAACUAUGCUGACAGGAAGGUCUACCCCGAGGGCCACCCCCUGAGACACGUACCAGGGGCCACACGCCACAGCAGCCUGGGGGACCACAAGUCACUGGAGGCUGAUGCCCUGGCAGAGGACAUAGAGAAGACCAUGACCACGGCCCUACAUGAGCUGCGUGAGCUGGAGCGCCAAAACAUGGGCAAGCAAGCACCAGACGUGGUGCUGGAUACCCUGGACACCACCAUGAAGAAGCCUGUGAACUCGGAGCCCGGCAGCCCCCUCCACACCAUUAUGAUCCGCGACCCGGACGCCGCCAUGCGCCGCAGCAGCAGCUCCACCUCUGAAAUGAUGUCCACCUUUAAGCCUGCCUUGUCGGCACGUCUGGCCGGAGCCCAACUGCGCCCCCCGCCCAUGAGGCCCUUCCGCCCGCCCCCCACCGGGCACCGCUCCUCCAGCUCCAGUUCCUCCGGGAUAGGAAGCCCUGCUGUCACCCCCACUGAGAAGAUCUUCCCCAACAGCACUGCCGCGGCUAACGCAGCCGGGGACAAGUCAGGCACCAUGUAACUCUGAGGGAGACUCUGGGUUUUCAUGUUGCAACAGCUUGAAGGAGAAGAAAGCCCAUAGAAAUGCGAUGUGUUGUCAAUAUGUUCUCAGAGAACAUGUGUGGAUUUUCCCUCUCCUUGUUUUGAGUUUCACUUUAUUUCUUGAAUUCAGAAAGCUCCUGGAGUGAGCCUGAGUUGCCAUAGUGAUGGCAGGUGGAGAGGCUGUAGGGGUUUGAUAGCAUAUUAUCUCAACACUCUGAAGCUUGAUGUGAAAAUGGACUUGAAAAGAAUGACUAAAAUCACCUCAAAGUAAAAGUCAUUUUUUCGUUUUUACCUCAAAAUGAUGUCUGUGGACAGGCCCCGCUUUUUAGAGAUUCAUUGACUGCAAGACGUGAAGAAGUACUUGUGUAAUUUUAGCAUUGGUUUUCAUCCUGCACUGGUCCAGAUGAUGUCUGAUCCCUCCUUACUGGUGUGUAUGAGACUCUUCUCUCUGGACUGGACACUCAGUCUACCAGACUGCUUCUAAGAGACUGAAACCAAGAUGGCCAUCUGCCUUUUGGCUGUAAAUAGAGACUUACUUGAAGUUGUUAUGCCUUUUGUUUGUACUGUAGUAUAAGGGAUGUUCAUAAAAGUAACAACAUGUCAACAUUGUAUACGUAUAUGAGAUGCAGAAAACUGAACCAAUAUACCAACUUAUUGUAAGAAACUCAAAAUGUAGUUUAACUUGUAUAUAGUUAUUGAUUAGUAUGUAUUUUUUGUGUGUGUUUAUCUUGUACAGGCCAAGACGGAACAGGCAAGUAGAUGUGAAUGGCAUUGUCAAAAAACAAACACAAAUAGUCAACCAGCAAACAACGAAAAAAGAUCAAAAAGUUUCUGCUUCCUUUGUCUCACACAUCACAGCACUGACAGUUGUGGUUAGAGUAUGUGGACAUGUGGAUGUCAUCAUACCACACAUUGUAUUUAUGAGUUAAAACUACAUUUGCGCUUCUCUACUCAAAUGGAUCCUGAUUCUGUCUUCUGCCCACAGCAGUUCUGCAUGCACUGUAAAUAAGGCCAAGUCAGUCUCCAGUUGAGUUGAGUCUGCUCUUAUUCCAUUUGUAGUGUUGAAAUGCUUUAUCGUUCCUCAUAUACAUACUUCCAAUAUAUUAUUCAGAUUUAAGACAGUAAAAUGAGUGUAUUAUACCAUAGUUUGCCAUGGUACGGUGUGAGCCCCGUUUUAUGAGUUUGUAAUACUGUGAGAAUACUGUUGACCAUGUCCCUUUACCCCAUAGCCCCUCACUGUUCCAACAGCUCAACACAAGAGCCUGUCUUCUGCUGACACAGUAACCUGUGUGAAGUCAGUCCACAACUAGACACUAAUUUGUGUUCCUUCGACGCACCCGAUGUCAUACUAUACACACUUUGCCAUCUUUAAAGCAACCUCUUGCCUGUUCAAGUCUGAUUUAUGUAAUACUUUCUACGCACAAAAUAUGUUACAAAGUACUGUUACAAUAUUCCUUUUGAUCUGAAAUGUGAUACCUUACCUAGACAACUCCAGUGUUGCCUGAGAAGUUGAUGUAAAUGUUGUGAUAUAAUAACAGCAGAACAGUGGUCUUACCUCUCCUCCCCUUGGUUCUAACAUCCUCACUGUCAUGUUCCAGUGUCUCAUCCCACUUCUUGUUUUCAGUUCUUUGUAGCGAGGAAAUAUAAGUGCGUACUGAAAGAGGUUGACACUGUAGGCCUAUACUGUAGCUGCCAUGUUAAAUUGUAGCUGGCCCAAGCCCGCUCCUGCCUCUGCUCAGUACUAUAGUUGUGUGUUUGGACUGCCUUAUCCCUGCCCUGCCCUGUCCUGCAUGUUUUAUGCUGUACCAUUUGACACAAACAAUGUGACAAUUGAACAAUGACUGUUUGCGGUGCCUUUCCUCUGUAAAACGCACAAGUGACUUAAUGUUUCGGCCUUUUGCUUUCGAGGGUUGGGCUAUACUCUAGUAGUUAACCAUUUUGGAAUAUGUGAAUACCUGUUGAAUACCUGUUGUCACUAACAUGUAGCAGUAACAUGUGGGCAAUGGAAGUGAAUUGGCAGCCAAGGUGGGACAAAAAGUCAAGGACAGAUAUAUCAACCUGAAUCUCAUGCUGUGAUUCCAAUAUCAAUCAUAUGUACAUUAUUCAGCCACUGUUGUGUGUGCAAAUCUUGAUUUCAUACACAUAGUUUCCUAUGAGAUACAUACAUACUUUCACUGGAAAAAGUUGUCAUGAUCUCAUCCCAGUGAUUUGUUUGCCAUGUGCGUUUUGUUUACCACAAACAUUGCAGUCAAUUCUGUCCACCUCCAUCUGUUGACCCCUGCUGGGUAGAUUCUAGCCUCAAACAGCAUAAGUUAUACACUUACACCCUCUGCUGGUCAUAUAUGGUAUUGCUUUAACUAGAAGUACUGUGAUUCUGGUCAGGUAUGAGUAAACAGAUGGCACUCUCCAUCAAUAGGAACUGUCACUGAUGACAACCAAAUCAUGUUUUUUUUUCAUCCCGUUGAACUACAAGAUUUACAUAACAUUUUUGUAUUAACCACAGUUCUCAUCGGUAUAACUGAAGAGUCCAUUUAAGUUCAUUUUUCUCAAACAUACAUAAGCUGUAUUUUCAAAGAUAAAGUAAAACACAUACUAAAUGUUGAUUUGCAAAAGUAAAAUGUAUAUAUUUGUUUAUUAGUAUUUUGUUUAUUUAUGUCUAAAAUGAGUAAGUGCCUUUUGUGCACAUCAUCAGUUUUUAAUGAACUUGUAUAAUUACCUUUUUUAACGAUAUAGUAAUUCAGUCAUGUUUGAUAUUCACUUUUAUCAUAUUUUCCCCCUUUCCACACAUCAUUUCAUCUGAGGAAUAUCAAGAAAACAAGUGAUGUAAAUAUGUACUGUACACAUUGCUAUAGAGGAAUUACUAUGACCCCUUCAGAUGUCAUACUACCAGAACGACUGAAAUGUAGUAUUUACUUGUAUGAUUGAUUGUCUAAUAUGCUCUAGUUGAUUCCUGGAGGUGUAAGAGAUUUAUAAAGAAGACUUGGACUGCUGUACAUUUACUCAUUGAUGGCAUCGUUCAGUGAAAUCAUCUCUGAUUGAUCAUUUCAUCCUUUCUUUCUGUUUUCUGUCUGUGCUGUGGUUGAACCUUUACUUCUUCUACUCAUAUACUCAUCCUCCCCCUGCAAAGUGAACGCACCAUUGCAGUGUUACUCCUCUACUUGCAUGGUUUAUAAGGCAUAUGGUGAACUCUCUUCUUCUUUGAGCUGGAUAUGAUGUUCUGUUCAAGGAAGUGUUUUGAUUUCUGGAAUGUAUGCUAAACCUGGGUAAUGGAUGUUGUAUGUUGGCUAAUAACAAUGCUUAUGAAGUAACAUUCAGAGACCAAACUGGCUGAGUGCCUGUGGUGGGGAGUGUGAGUUGUCGUCAUACUGUUUUCUCUCUCUCUCUCUCUCUCUCUCUGUCUCUCUCUCUCAUGUCUCCCUGUUCAUGAGUGCUGACUGGUUAAAUCCCUUGUAAUGUAAUGUACACCAUGCCACUGUUUGGAUGUUGAGAACCGUUAUGUCCAAAUAAAAAAACUAAUGUUGCCCUCUGA